AUGCUGUUGACCAGGAGAUUAUGGCUUCUGCCAUCCCUAGCCAUAUGUUUGUUGCUCUACUACGCCUACCACCACCUGAGAACGCCGUUGAUCAUACCUAUUUCGCCGAAUGCUCGACUACAAGUUCGACCAGAGAGACACCCUGUCACAAGCCUUGCUCAGCUUCCUUCAGGUCCUGCCAAACAGCUUCCACGUAUACAGCAUGUCUUCGAUUCCGAGACCGAGGCCCAGAGAAACGAAAGACUUGAGAGACUUGCGACAAUCAAGCAUGCGUUCGACCACUCGUGGCAAGGUUACAAGAAGUUUGCUUGGAAGCAAGACGAGGUCGCUCCUCUGUCAGGGAUAUAUCGCAAUCCGUUCGGUGGAUGGGGAGCAUCUUUAGUAGAUGCCAUGGGAACAUUGUGGAUCAUGGGUCUGAAGGAAGAGUUCGAGCUAUGCACUGAGGCUAUUCGAGACAUUGAUUUCACAACCAAUACGGAGGAGUACAUCAACGUUUUCGAAACCACGAUCCGUUACCUUGGAGGUUUCUUGAGCGCCUACGAUCUAUCUGACCAUAAGUACCCUAUCAUCCUCGAAAAGGCCGUCGAACUCGCAAAUAUCCUCUAUAUCACUUUUGACACGCCUAAUAGACUACCGGUCACUAGAUGGUAUUGGAGGCAGUCGGCCUCUGGUGCAGCUCUGCAAGCUAGCAAGAAUACUCUUCUGGCCGAAUUCGGCAGUAUGACCCUCGAAUUCACGAGAUUGGCACAGCUUACUGGGGACGCCAAGUGGUUUGAUGCCGUUGAAAGAAUUACAAAACUGUUGUACAAGGACCAGGUUAAUACAAAGAUCCCAGGUCUUUGGCCGACCCUCGUAGACGCCGAACAUGCCACGUUCACCUACAACCACUUCACCCUAGGUGGUAUGGCUGACUCGACCUCCGAGUACCUACCCAAGCAGUGCAUGCUCCUUGGUGGCUUGGACGAACGUUAUCGUGACAUGUACAAGAAAAUGGUUACUGCUGCCAAAAAGUUCCUCUUUUACCGACCUCUCGUUCCUGGCAACCAGGAUAUUCUCUUUAGUGGUAAUGCUGCCUUGGACGAGCAGCUCAACGUCAAUACUGAGCCUCAGGGUCAGCAUCUAACCUGCUUCACAGGCGGCAUGGUUGGUAUUGCUGCAAGAAUAUUCGACUCACCCAAUGACCUAUCUGUGGCGAGACGGCUGGUGGAUGGCUGCGUUUGGGCCUACAAUUCGACACCUACAGGUCUCAUGCCCGAAACGUUCCAUAUCGCGCCAUGUCAUUACGGCAUCGAUGAUGCUCUGGCCAAUGAAUGUGACUGGUCAGAGGAAAGAUGGUUGGAGGCUGUCGCUAGGCAAAACGGUACCUCCAAGCCCAGUCCUGGCAAGACGUUGUCGGAGCUCGGCAAGGAGAUUGUCAAGGAGCACUCACUGACACCAGGGUAUACCAAGUGGGGUGACAACCGAUAUAUCCUGCGUCCUGAAGCGAUCGAAAGCGUUUUCAUUCUAUAUCGCCUUACUGGGGACCGCGAAUAUCUCGAUACUGCAUGGCGAAUGUGGAACAGUAUUGAUAAAGUUUGUAGAUCAGAAAUCGCAUACGCUGGUCUAUCGAAUGUUGGCGUCAAACCACCUGCUCAAAGUGAUAGGAUGGAGUCAUUCUGGCUCGCUGAAACCUUGAAAUACUUCUAUCUAAUCUUCUCGGAGCCCAACGACUGGAGUCUAGACGACUGGGUUCUGAACACUGAAGCACAUUUUCUGCGACGACCAAGAGCCGGAGAGUCUUUGUCUAGGCCAUUGGUGUGA
Lithohypha guttulata is the source of this 1800-nucleotide messenger RNA. RefSeq lists its product as uncharacterized. NCBI's taxonomy places the organism in Eukaryota, Fungi, Ascomycota, Eurotiomycetes, Chaetothyriales, Trichomeriaceae. Gene Ontology annotation, molecular function: calcium ion binding; mannosyl-oligosaccharide 1,2-alpha-mannosidase activity. The transcript has a single exon. Gene Ontology annotation, cellular component: membrane; endoplasmic reticulum. Gene Ontology annotation, biological process: mannose trimming involved in glycoprotein ERAD pathway; carbohydrate metabolic process. The record is from RefSeq and is a predicted model, not a curated record. The coding region runs from base 1 to 1800 and encodes 599 amino acids.